Gongylonema pulchrum is the source of this 453-nucleotide messenger RNA. The record is from the annotation of a GenBank genome assembly. Lineage: Eukaryota; Metazoa; Nematoda; Chromadorea; Rhabditida; Gongylonematidae.
GUUUUGCUUAGGAACCCAACAGUGAAAAAUAUCUCGCUGUCUGCGGAUCGUUUUCGAGAUGGCAUUGACGCUCGUUCAAAACAGAUCACAGAAUGGGUUACAAAAGCAUCGGAAGAAGCGAGCAAUCCAGUUGCAUCGACCUCAUCAACCGCUGACACAAAUGAAAACCAAAAAGCUGAGAACAAAAAAGAUGAAAGUACGCAUACGAAAGCAAAGAAAGAAGACAAACCUGCAGAAACAUCGACAAUUUCCUAUUUUCUACGAAGCAAACAGCAGGAAGAGCAGAAUGAGGAAGUAGACGAAGAAAUACAAGUUAUCAGCGAAAAUGUGAAGAAAAAAAGACCCACUGCUAUUCUGCGUCCAAAGACAAUAGGUGCAAAACGUAAAACGAGGAAACCAACAGCUACAGGUUCACCAAAAAAGAAAAUUUCUGAAUUUUUCAAAAAACAGUAA